AUGUCCCGCGAAGCCUACCAAGUCCCCACCGCCGGCGCCGCCUCCGCGCCCAGCGCGGCCGCCUACCAGUCCUACGGCUCCGAGGGCCCUCAGAUGCAAUAUCUCUGCGGCGACUGCGGUCUCAAGUUCCAGCUGCGUCGCGCCGAUCCCAUCAGAUGCAAGGAGUGCGGUUGCCGUAUUCUUUACAAGGAGCGGACCAAGAGAAUGGUUCAGUUCGAGGCGAGAUGA
Messenger RNA from Colletotrichum acutatum, 228 nucleotides. RefSeq names its product DNA directed RNA polymerase. The record is from RefSeq and is a predicted model, not a curated record. Bases 1 to 228 code for a protein of 75 amino acids. Gene Ontology annotation, biological process: DNA-templated transcription. The transcript is spliced from 2 exons. Gene Ontology annotation, molecular function: zinc ion binding; DNA binding. NCBI's taxonomy places the organism in Eukaryota, Fungi, Ascomycota, Sordariomycetes, Glomerellales, Glomerellaceae. Gene Ontology annotation, cellular component: RNA polymerase II, core complex; RNA polymerase III complex; RNA polymerase I complex.